Messenger RNA from Spodoptera frugiperda (fall armyworm), 1068 nucleotides. RefSeq names its product tetraspanin-2A (gene Tsp2A). The record is from RefSeq and is a predicted model, not a curated record. Bases 107 to 853 code for a protein of 248 amino acids. Gene Ontology annotation, cellular component: membrane. The transcript has 5 exons. NCBI's taxonomy places the organism in Eukaryota, Metazoa, Arthropoda, Insecta, Lepidoptera, Noctuidae.
GCUUUGAUAAGUUAGCAGUUACGAUUCGAUCGAGCCAGUGGAUAGACAACACUGUUUUAGUGUUCACAAAUAAAUUUGUUUGUGGUGUUAAGUGUUUAGAAGUGAAAUGGCUGGAGCUGGCAGGGGCGAGGGGAGAGGCCCAGGAGUGGGCAAACUGGAAUCGCAGAUCUAUUGUAUAAAAUACACACUGUUUUGCUUCAACGUCGUAUUGUGGAUAUUCGGCGUAUCAAUAUUCGCUCUUUGUCUUUGGAUCUGUAUUGAGCCUGGCUUCAAUGAAUGGAUGCGCAUCCUGGAGCUGCAGAAAUAUUUCAUUGGUGUCUACAUUAUCCUCAUUGGUUCGCUUGUUAUCAUGGUCGUCGCCUUCCUUGGAUGCGGUUCAGCUUUGAUGGAAAAUGUCCUGUUACUAUAUGCUUACAUAGGAUCACAAAUAGCAACAUUUGUGUUGGGCCUGGUUGGAGCCUGUGUUGUUCUCGACUUCUCCACCUAUGACUCCAGCAUCCAGCCCCUGAUCAGAGACGUGACCAUGAGGCUGAUGAACAACCCACAACACGAAGGCAGUCGCGAGAUUCUCAGGAUGGUGCAGGAAGGAAUUGGUUGCUGCGGAGCUGACGGUCCCAUGGACUAUAUCAACAUGAACAAACCACUGCCCGCUGAAUGCCGAGACUCUGUCACCGGCAACGCUUACUUCCACGGCUGCGUUGAUGAGCUUACCUGGUACCUCGAAGGCAAGACUGGCUGGUUGGCUGGCAUCGUCCUUGCUUCCUGCAUGAUUGCUGUUGUGAAUGCUGUCAUGUCCCUGGUCCUCAUCCAAGCCGUCAAGAAGGAAGAAGACGAGGCGACGAUGUAUAAAUAAAUAGCUAAUAAUAAUAAUAUAGCAUUAUUAUAUACUAAGCUACUACUAAUGUUUUAAUAAUAGUUUUAUUUUUAUAUUAUUACGUAACAAAUCCCGACAUUUUCACGAAAAUAUUGUUUGAAUCCAACCACCGUUUUUAUUUAGGUAUAAUUUAGAUUGUAAUUUUUAUUAUGUAUCUUUUUUGUUUUUAAAUAAAGAUUUAUUUUUACGGCCAA